AUGUAUACAAAAGGGUAUUCUGGUGAAGAGCCUAUGCUCUACCAUCAAGGAACCGGAAUAAGUAAGGCUUCAUCAAACCACUUCAAUAUGGCUGCUUCACAAGGAAUGCAAGCAAUGAAUGAUGGCAUUAUGGAUGAUGAGCUCAUAAAUGAAAGAGGUGAGGAGAUUACUCCAAUAAUUACUAAUUUCUCCUGUAUUAUGCUAAGAUCUGGUACUUUCUUGCAAUGUAUUAGUUUAAUAUUAUUAUGUAUUAUGUAUACUAUCUUUGGAAAUAGUGGAUUUUUUACUUUUGAUUUAUAUGGAAAUGGUGGAACACUAGCAGAAGAUUUGAGCUACUAUGCAAGUGUUGCUUGUAUACUAUGUAUGUACCUUGUGGGGGUUUUAUUGUUGGCAGGGUUUCAAGAAUUCAUUGCUGAUAAUUCAAAGGCACCUCUUGGUUUCCGUGCAGGCUCCAGAUUACUGAAUACUGCCAAUAUUAUUCAAGUCAUUGUAAUUGCACUUCGAAUUACACAAUUUUCAUUUGCUUACUAUUACUUCAAUCAGAAAUGGUAUGGCAAGUUUAGUCAAACAAAAGGUGAUUGGUGUUUAUACAACUUUGGAAUAGUUUGUGAGGCAUUGAGUUUAAUGAUGUAUGGGAUAGGAUUCUUUUAUGUUGAAUCUUAUUCAGAUUUUGGGGUUGGAGAACAUUAUGCUUAUGCGAUGCUAGGAUUAUUUUGUUGUGCAGGGAUUACAGAGUUACUAAUGCUGUUUACAGGAUUUGGAAGCUUUUUUACCUUGAUUCUUGUUCUUGCGUUGAUAGCUACAAGUAUUUGGGCAUUUUAUUUUGAGCCCCUAUUAGAAACCUACUCUCCAUUGCUAUUUUCUAGAGAUGUAAAUGCUGAUGUACUACCAAAAGAAACUUUGGCCGAUGAUGAUAUGAGCAUUGAAAAAAGUCGUGGUGUAAAUAAUUUCCAACCAAACUUCACCUACCAGCUUUAUGCAGGAGCUAAUGGUGGUAACUCCUAUGGAGUUGAAAUGCAAUAA
Molecule: messenger RNA, 1023 nt
Organism: Cryptosporidium muris RN66
Lineage: Eukaryota; Apicomplexa; Conoidasida; Eucoccidiorida; Cryptosporidiidae
Exons: 1
Coding region: 1-1023 (340 amino acids)
Source: RefSeq, a predicted model, not a curated record